AUGGAUCCACCGAAUUCAACAGGGGCCUCGGGCUCGACGACGCCUUCUGGGGCGAGUGGAGAGACGAAAAUGGAUCCUCUUCGAAAAUUGAUGCUUUCGAUGAAGAGAAAGGCGCCGAACACGCUUCGAUUACUGCGAAGAGAUUCUAUGUCUUCCGAAGGCACAAUGUCCGAGCCAGACACUCCCGGCGAUACGGACUUUCUCACCGAGGAAGAUGUUCUUUUAUACGCCGCUGCUUGCAAUGAUGAAGACCCUGCUAAGGAAACUCCAACAAGUGAGCUCUUGCGUCGCUGCCGCCAAAGAAGAGAAGAGACGUCAAUCCAGCGCCGGGAGCGGCUCCACUACUCAUGUUUGAUUUUCGAAGAAAAAGACUUGCUUCUCUACAAAGAACGCUGCCGUAUGCAAAACGUCAAGGACGUGGCUUACACCGUGACGACUCUUCUUCAAAAGAUCGACUCGAAAUUCGGGAACGGGCAGCUGACCCUCGAAAAGAUGGAAGAAAUCAACACGAUUCUCGCGGAGCUGACUUUUAUUCAGCUGCGAUACAUGGAGAUUCAGAACAUCGAGGCCAUCUUUCAAUGUCACUCUGCCUAUUUAAUUUCGAACAGUCCAGUCGGCUCCAAGGAAAUUCCAUUCAUCAAUGGUUUCAGUGCUAUUCUAGAGCUCUUUAUUCCCUACAUUCGCCGCGAAGCACUGAACGCCGAGGCGAGCAACAAGUUCUUCGGCGGCCUCUAUUUGAACAAAACACUGAACUACGAGUCGCGCCACAUUUUGCCGCUGAUGGGCGUUAUUCUCGAAAACAACGAUAUGGCGCAUCCGAUCUUCAUGCUUCACAUGAUCAAAAUCUCCGUCAUCGUUGGCAGCGUCGAGUUUAUUUCUGGUCUUUUUGAGCACAUGAGGCGCUUUACUCCGGACCGGGAGGGAUACAUUCAGGCGAUGAAGGAGCUCUGUGGCUCGGUCGAUUCGCCGAUUGGAACUGAGUUCAGCGAGGUCCCGUUGGAAAUCCUUGUCAUGUUCAACAUGCACUUGCUGCACUUGGCGGCGCGCGUCGCCUGCGAAAAGAGCGUCCGAUGUCUUCUCUCCUUUGGGGCGGAUUCGCUCUGGCUGGACAACAACAACGCCCGAGCAAUCAACGUGGUCGGUGAGUGCACCCCCGAGUUCGAUGCUUUUGCCUUCCGUUUCACUUCCACAGACAAUGAGCGUCUCCUUUGCCGCAAAGUGCUUUUGCAAGCGCUGCCUCAAGAAGCCUGGCCGACACUGGAAGACGUGGCAAUCGAGAAUGGACCGAACACGCUGGAGCUGAUCGAGACACUUUUGGCUGUUGGGGCGAACCCUCUCGAAGCAAAUGCUCAGAAACUCUUUCCUUAUCACUUUGCGCAGAGCCAGGCGAUUUUUCAAGCCCUGACCGGCCCUCCUGUCGAGCCGAGAUCGCUGAUGCUCACAUUAGCGAGGUCGAACGCGCCGGAAAAGGACAAAAUCGAACUUCUGAAAAUCUCGGACGCGAACCGAAUUCCUCUUGACAUCACCUUCACAGACACGGAAAACAUCAACUGCUUGGGCGUUGCUGCCCAAAGACGAGAGUACCGCUUUGCCCAGGCGAUUGGAGCCACUCUUCAGGCGCAAGGAACUUAUCAAAGCGUCAAAGUGUCGAAGUUGGAGGAGGAACUCAAGCUUCAAAAACUGAUGAACAUAAACGACGCUCUUUUAAGCAAAGAAAAGUUACUCAAAACUGAGACUGAGCUUAUGAAGGAAAAUAACCAGCUGCGAAACACGCAUUCCGAGGAAAUCAAGCUCCGAAAACAAUUGGCGCACGAUCGCGAGGUCGAAAUGGAAACGCUCAAGGAGCAAAACAGACAGCUAGUCAAGCAAGUGCACGAAGUUAUGCAACUUUCGGACAACGCCAUUUCAGUGGCAACCUCUCAAAAAGAACUGCAGGAGACGCUGGACAGCAUCAACGCUUCGAAGAACGAGACCAAUGCGAAUGUUGAGAAGAUCUGCAAGGAAAAGGCGGAAAUCGAGGACAUGGUCAAAAAACACAAGACUUUGGAGGCGAGCCACCAGAAACAGCUGAACACGAAAAAGUUCUUGAUCGAAAAACUGAAAGAAGAGCGCAAAAAACUGCAGGAAGAAAACAAGACGAUCAAAAAAGAAAGCAAAGAAAAAGAAUCGCAGCUGAUGAGCCGAGUCCUUGAGUUGGAAGACGACAACAACAAACUGGCAAAAGACUUGAAAGAACUCAAGUCGAAAAAAGCGCCAGCUCAGCAGAAUUCGAAGGAGCAUCUCAAGGCGCUCGAGCAGCUGGAAAAGCUAAAGGGAGAAAUCGACAUGAAAAAGGCCGAAUCCGAGCGACAAAAGAAAAACUACGAAGACGGGUUGAACGAGAUGCAGUCGCUGAUCGAGAGUCUCAAGAGUCGAAUCAUGAACUUGGAGAGCAGCCUCGCCCAGAGCAAGCUCGAAAUCAAGGAGGAGAAGGAAAAGCACAAGCAAAAAAUGAGCGCGAAGGCGAAAGAAAUCGCGCUGCUGAAGGACGAAUUGAGCGCGCUGAAAGAGCGCGAAAAGAGAAUCAAAGAAACGGACGUGAAGGAGUUCGCCGAGUACGAAGCAACGAUCAAGCAGUUACAGUUGGAAAAGCAAGAGCUGAAGAAAGAGCUCGAACUGAAGAAACAAGAGUUUACGACUCAAGAACUCACUUUCCGGGUGAUUCAAGAACGACUCGUCUACACGACGAAUGAAGCUGAAACGCUAAAGAAGCAAGCACAAAGUCGCAUUCGACAGCUGAGUGCCUUUUGCUCGAAUUUCUUGCGAGAGUCGGCGCAGGACUUCGACAUCGAAAACGACUUCGAGAAGACGGAAAACACUUUGGAAGCGGAAACGCUGGUCAAAGACUUGGAAAGCCAAAUUAUGACGCUGAAGAACGUGAACUCGGAGGUGAUGAAGAAAUACGAGCAGAUGAUCUCGUGCUGCAUCUGCGAGGAGAAGUUCGAGAGCUCCGGUGAAAGAACUCCCGUGAAAUUGAAAUGCUCGCACGUCUUCUGCGGAAGUUGCGCCAAUAGCUGGCUCACUGCUCAUGGCAAGAAAGCUUCAUGUCCGCAAUGCCGAACGAUGUACCGAUCUGGCGACAUUCGACCUGUUCACCUCAACUCCGACUUUUGA
Molecule: messenger RNA, 3153 nt
Organism: Oikopleura dioica
Lineage: Eukaryota; Metazoa; Chordata; Appendicularia; Copelata; Oikopleuridae
Source: the annotation of a GenBank genome assembly